AUGCAGUUAAACAGAGCCAUGGAGGCAUCACUGGAUUAUAUGUCUGGAAAUGACUACGCCGCAGCCUCUUCUUCGCGGAUGAUAAGCACAGGCGAUGAAGCCGUAGAACCGUUGUCACGUCAUGACGGUCCCAACACCUUGGGCGCAUACAAGGAUGGGCAGGACAACUACACAUCCACUGGUUAUGAUGAGCCCGGUACCGCCACAAAUCCUGAAGACGCGACCGAUCGCGAUGAAGGGACCGGCCAAGGGGACCAGGCAGCUGGACAACCCAAAAGGCAACGCAAGCGUAGGCGCCGAAACAUGCUUGGCACCAAUAGGAUUGUUAUCAACCGAGUGUCUGAGGUGGGUCUACCUUUAGUCCCAAGAAGGCCGAACAAGGUUACAGGAAUGCCCUAG
Molecule: messenger RNA, 399 nt
Organism: Triticum turgidum subsp. durum (durum wheat)
Lineage: Eukaryota; Viridiplantae; Streptophyta; Magnoliopsida; Poales; Poaceae
Source: the annotation of a GenBank genome assembly